Molecule: messenger RNA, 414 nt
Organism: Sporothrix brasiliensis 5110
Lineage: Eukaryota; Fungi; Ascomycota; Sordariomycetes; Ophiostomatales; Ophiostomataceae
Exons: 2
Coding region: 1-414 (137 amino acids)
Source: RefSeq, a predicted model, not a curated record
AUGGCUGCGAUCGACAUCCCCAACGAUGGCAUUUCCCUUCGCUUCAAGUACGGACCACAGACCAUCUUCCUUUUCGUCGACCGCUCCGCGACGUUUGACGCGAUCUCGACCCAACUGCUCGAAGUUUUACGCGAACGCUACCCACGCGGCCUAGCCCACGCGGCUAUGCUGCCCGAGACGACACCCAUCCCUGCUAUUGGCGAGGAGGCCCGCGUUGUUUUUGCCGCACCAAAGAACCUACGCGAUCUGGGCGCCGGAUGGAAGCCGCUCAACACAGACAACGGCGAGACCCCGGCGUCUAUGCGUCUAAGAGAGAACGCGGCCCUGGCGUUUGCCAUCCAAAGGGGCGACGAAAUAGGCGAGGCAGCCUCGUUCCACGUUGAGAUUCCGACUUUUGAAGACGAGGACGAGUGA